GUCAACCAAAAGAGUAAUCGCAGUUCUUACCAAUUCAACGCUGAAAAUCGGCUCAUUUCUAUCCGGUUCUACAGUAUUCCUGAAAAAAAAUGCGAAUUGGAACAGCUGACAUAUGACUUUUUGACAUUUGAUUCGCGCCAUAAAGAUGUAAAAGGUAGUAAAGCAGGGGUAGACGGCUGACGAGUAACGGGCGAUCGGCUUUAUUGUUUUAUUUAGGCACAAGCCUUUAAAACAAAAAUUUCACAAAAUUUGCAGACGAUUGUCCAGCUUUCUUUUGGUGCUGGGAUUUUAUGGUAUCAGAAAUUCUCGCAAUGGCUUCACAGCACCGCACACACUUGAUAAAUGACCAUGUUCGUUCCCCGUUCAUCGCAGAACGCAGACGCAAUCUCUUCCCUACAACCGAUCAUGAUCUUGACAUGGACUCCGGACUGGGUCAUAUGAGUCCCAUACGAUUUGAGAGCGAUUCUGAUUCUGAAUCCAGAGCGCUCACUGGCAGCGAGACCCCUAUGAGUGAUAGAACUAAUUGGUCUGAGUAUAUGUCACCUUUAAAACUCAGCCCUUUUACUGAAACAAAUUUAAAUUAUACUCCAAGAAAGUAUUCUCCUACUAGAGAUCUUAAAACACCUCAUGACACUUCUACGAAAUCAGUGUUGCAAAAAGAACAAAAGGUUUUGUUAGAAGAAUCAAAAAAUCUUAAGAGGAAAUAUUGUCCGAUAUCUCCUGACGGUGACAAAAAACUUGUACCUGCAGCCAAGAACUCUAAAGUUAGAACUGCAUUGUUUCAGCCAGCAAGUUCCGUAGAUAUUUCUGUGCCUCCUAAAAGCUUUUAUUCGAAGAAUCAAGAGGAUAUUUUAGAAAAAAUUAUUCGUCCUAAAGCAAAGUCAGUAUUUAUACCAUUAAAAGUAAGCGUACACAAAAUUUCAAAUAAAAAUGGAAGAAGAUUGGGUCAAAUCAACAAUGGAGUGAGGCAUAAGAUUAAAAGACCCAAACAGAAAAAAUAUACAGUAGCACAUAAAAAAAUGAUUGAAACUGGCUCCACGCUUAACGAAUAUAUUCAGGACUUGUCCGAGCUAAAAAACAAGCAAAAGGAGCCUGCGAAGCAAACUAUAAAAUCUCCAGAAACAAAUACGAAUAUAGAAAUUGAAGAUAUUAAGGUGGUAAACUAUUUUAAGCAAUUAAAUCAAGUUCUCACUGCCAAAAAUCAAAUUUCUACACCUAUUAAAUCUUUUAACGUGUUCGCAAAAGAUAAAGAAAAUAUUGAAGCAUUGAGUCCAUUAUCUGAAGUAGUUAAAACUAGAAAGUUUUUUAAGAGUACUAGGAACAAGUCUGUUAUAUCUAAACCUAGGACUUUUAAAACUCCUGGUCAGGCAUCCAAAGGGCUUGAUGAGGAACAUAAAGUACUUAUUGAAAAAUGUCAUCUCACAGGAGGUCUAAAUUUCGAUAGAUUUAAUCUUGAUGUUGAUUUUAAGGACGAAGAUAUCUCAGAGCCUCAGGCAAACAUUGAUAAAAUUUUGUCGACUUUGACUGAACCAAGUCCAGUAAAGAACGAUGUGCCAAGCAGUGACAAUGUUAAUUAUGGUCAAGAAAGCUUUACCAAUAGCAACAUAGAAGCAAAAGAACUAAUAUCCAAUUUAAAUGAGUCCAACAUAACAUUACAAGCAUCCAGCUCAAUAUUACAUUCAGAACAUUCGAUCUUGUUACAUGACGAUAAUUUUGGUAACUCAACGGAAUUGACUACAUUAGUUCUAUCUCCAAUAUCUCACAUGUGUGAUGUAACAUCCGGUCUGGCACUAAGCAGUCCCGUGGACAAACGGAGAGGCUUGGCCGCCAUGCUGAAUGUGUCCUCCAGGGUGUCAAAAAUGUUGAGUUUUAACAGUGAUUGUCAUUCUGUAGAUAUGGAGGAGAAGCGAAAGAAAUUGUUUCCGAUUUUCUAUAAAGGGACAAGCUCGGGCAUUGAAACGAAUAGGCAAGAAAGGGGAGGGAAGCGUGAAAGAAGCGGAGAUAUUGUUAAAAGGAGUGCUAAGAAGUUUAAAGGUUUAGAUCCUGAUCAAAUGCUAUUAGAUGCUGGACAGAAAAAAUUCGGCCUAACUUUGUGUAAUGAGUGCAAGACGAUGUACCAUAUGGGUGACCCUAACGAUGAGACACAACAUUUAAAUUACCAUAAUGCUCACAAUGUACUGAAGUUUUCUGGUUGGAAGAAUGAGCAUGUAGUGGCUAAUUUUCAGAGUCAAGAUCGCAUCAUUCGCGUUAUGCCGACAGAUUCCAAAAUUUGGAUAAAGAAAGUUAAAGAUCUUAUGCAGGUAGUUUUAAGAGACAUGGGAUGCUAUGAUAUGGAAUAUGAUCUUAAUAAUAGCCAGGUUUAUCUUUACAUUAAAAGCCGAACUAUUGCUGGAUGUGUUGUUGCGACAUCACCAAAAGAAGGUGGCCAUCGCAUGCUUCCAACUAUCGGUGGAAUUUCUAUGUGUUCUGAAGAAUCGUAUCCAAUAAAGUGCGGGCUGACUUUUAUGUGGGUUGCACAGAACUUCAGGAGGCAAGGCAUAGCUAGUGCCCUUGUGACUGCAGUAAAAAACAACUUCGUUUUUGGCCAUAUUUUAUCGAAUGAUGACGUGGCUUUAACUUCACCAACUGAAGACGGAGCUGCGUUUGCCGAAAAAUAUUUUAACUCUGCAAAUUAUUUGGUUUAUUAUGUGUAAGGCAGAAUCAGUAUUAUAUCCUAGCCAUAUUUUUUACAGUAUAGUUUCGUUUAAUUUUUUCUUUAGUUUUAUUUUUUAGUGUCAGUUUGCCAUAUAUUUUUUUUUUAAUAUCAAUGAGAGUACAAUUUAAUUUUAGUAUGUUCUGUAAUACUUUUGAAGUUUUAUAUUUUUGUUUGAUAUGUAAAUAAAAUUUGUAAAAUAUGA
Molecule: messenger RNA, 2897 nt
Organism: Anthonomus grandis grandis
Lineage: Eukaryota; Metazoa; Arthropoda; Insecta; Coleoptera; Curculionidae
Product: anaphase-promoting complex subunit 11
Exons: 6
Coding region: 291-2693 (800 amino acids)
Biological process (GO): protein ubiquitination; positive regulation of mitotic metaphase/anaphase transition; anaphase-promoting complex-dependent catabolic process
Cellular component (GO): nucleus; chromatin; anaphase-promoting complex
Molecular function (GO): cullin family protein binding; ubiquitin protein ligase activity; protein-lysine-acetyltransferase activity
Source: RefSeq, a predicted model, not a curated record